CUGAAGGCCCGUUUAAGUUCGUCCGAUCAUGUCUUCCCACUGCCAGCUCCGGAGCUUGACAUGGCUACUUGAAGACAACCGUUGGUCCGAAAAGAGAUCUAUUCUCUGCACAUAUUAAUAAUAACAUGCCAAAAAAAAGAUUCAUGUAAGUGAGCUGUAUCUAAUUUAUAUAUGGAUCUUCUGAACCAUACAUGGAUCGCCUCUCCGAGAUAUUUACAGAAAUUAGAUGCAGUUGUGGCAGCUUAAUGUCAAAUAUUUUUAACAUACAUGGGCCACUGUGUGCUUUGACAUGAGAAUCGUUGGGGUUUACAUGUGUUAAUCAAGUGCUACCAAAAAAGCAAAAGCAUAGGAGGGACAAACUGCCCCCACAUGCGGAGCUCUAUUGGGUUACACAAUUGUCAAAAUAUCAUAUCUGGCCCAAUGGGCCUUAAAGUAAAAAAUAAUAUAAAACUCUCUACUUAUUCCAAAAAAAUCCAAUUUCUCGCGAACGUCAUCGUCGCACUCUCCUUCCGAUCAAGCUCGCCGGCGUUAAUAUUCUGUUGAUUCAGCUGUAAGCCAUGGGAGGCCACGGUGGUUUGAACAUCCUCCCGCAGAAGCGGUGGAACGUCUACAACUUCGACAACAGAGAGAAAGUCCGCAAAGACGAGGAAGCCGCCGCCAAGGAAGCUCAGAUUCAGCGCGAGGAAGCCAGGAAACGAGACGCCCAGUCUCGUCUCGAGGUUCUCCGCAACGUCCGCGGCUUAGCUCCUCUCAAACGACCUUCUCCCGAGGCGGAGAAAGGUAAAGACGCCGCUCCUGCUCCUGCUACUGCUCCUGCUUCCACCUCCGCGAAGAUUGUUGAACCGGAGGAGCCUAAGACUGGUCACAUCAAUCUCUUCGAAGGGAUCAAGAUCUUCGAUCCCAUCGAGCUGCCGAAGAAGGAUGGUGAUAAGCCUGGGGAGGAGGAAGAUCACAGGAGGAAGAAGAUGAGGAAAGAAGCUGCUGCAACUGCGAGAGCCUCUGCGAAAGAUGCUGCUGCGAGGGCGGGGGAUCCAGAUGAGGAGAAGUAUAGAUUGGGGUAUGGUGUUGCUGGUAAAGGAGUGAAGCUUCCUUGGUACGUUGAGAACAAGCGUAAGUAUGAAGAUAGAGUUGGUUGUGGCGGUGAGGAGGAUGAUGAUGAUGGUGGACGUAGAAGUGAGUCUAAGAAGAAGAGUGGGAAGAAGAGCUUGAAGGAGCUGAGGGAAGAGCGGUUGAAGAGGGAGAGAGUUGAGAAGGAAAGAGAGAGAGCCCUUUUCAUGAAACAGAGCCAGAGAAGCGGUGGCUUUUCACGUAGGCGGUGAUUAAAUCACAAGGAUGACAAAGAAGACGUGUUGCAGAGAGAUUCGAAGACAGUUUCACAUUAUGUAAGCCUCUUUUCGUCAUCUAUCCAUGUAUAGAGAGAUGUUUCAACAGAUAGAAAAGUGGAAAGGAUGUGUGGUGAGUUUAUUGGUGAAAUCUUUUAUUAUUUGCUUCCUGCUCAAAGAGUUAAUUGCCCUCAAAACUUCAGUGUACUCGUUGCAAAAAUAUAUUAGUAACUA
Brassica oleracea var. oleracea is the source of this 1556-nucleotide messenger RNA. Its product is annotated as leukocyte receptor cluster member 1-like. The record is from RefSeq and is a predicted model, not a curated record. The transcript has 3 exons. Bases 558 to 1319 code for a protein of 253 amino acids. Lineage: Eukaryota; Viridiplantae; Streptophyta; Magnoliopsida; Brassicales; Brassicaceae.